Messenger RNA from Pocillopora meandrina, 402 nucleotides. NCBI's taxonomy places the organism in Eukaryota, Metazoa, Cnidaria, Anthozoa, Scleractinia, Pocilloporidae. The record is from the annotation of a GenBank genome assembly.
GAGUGCCAAGCAACCUGUUUCAAAAAUUCCUCUUACUUUUUUUCGAAAAGCGGAAGAGAUUGGGAUAACAACAAUCGUGCUUGCUCCGACCAGAAAGGUUAUUUAGUCUCCAUAGAAACUGAGGAAGAAUGGCAGUUUAUCAAUCGUGAGAUUCAAAAGCGUGGUACUUGGAAUGAUAGUGCGUGGCACAUUGGUUUAGAGAAGAAAGGCAGGGUUUGGACUUGGCUGAGUGGAGAAACACUGAAUAUUUCGAAAUGGCGAGAUUCUGAGCCAGGUGGUAACGACAAAAGGGCGGAGAUAUCUAAGAAUGGAGGCCUCUUUAAAAAUAUCUCUAAGUGUAGUAGAAAUGCCUAUAUUUGCGAGACGCCCGGAGGUAAGAUCACAUUCCAACCAUUAAGUUAA